Messenger RNA from Corticium candelabrum, 875 nucleotides. RefSeq names its product testis-expressed protein 47-like. Gene Ontology annotation, molecular function: blue light photoreceptor activity; FAD binding. The record is from RefSeq and is a predicted model, not a curated record. Lineage: Eukaryota; Metazoa; Porifera; Homoscleromorpha; Homosclerophorida; Plakinidae. The transcript is spliced from 10 exons. The coding region runs from base 28 to 780 and encodes 250 amino acids.
GAUACACGUAGACAUUGUUGUGUUGGCAUGAGCCAGUCUCGAACCGCUUCUGUUCCUGUAGAGUUGGCAGGAGGUGGACGCUUGUCGCUCUUUGAUGCUAUCUCAGAACGCAACAGGGCUUUGAACAAGAAAUCGUUAGUUCACAGACUUGUUUACGUAGGACGUCUCUCUGAAACACUUUUGGACAAGAGAGACUUGGGAGGUUACUGUGAAAAACUGUGCAAGCAUUGCCAGCAGCAAUUCUCGGGUGAAGGAGCUUCAGGAAUUUUGCUUAUUUAUUCAUCCUAUUAUGUGCACCUUGUUGAGUCAUCAGGAGAGAUACUUCAUGCCAUUGUUGAUGACUUAGAGUCAAGUGAAAGCAAGAAAAGAGGCCUUACGAAGCAAUCCAAGAUACUGAACUUGGCUAGUGAUAUACCUGUUCGACUGUUUGGUCAGUGGAGUUACAGAGUCCUGACGUUGCCUCAGAGCACUCGACCGGACGAAUACGAUCCGACCGAGUCUCUGGAUCAGGUGGUUGGUCAGUGUUUGAGACAGCUGCUCCAAGUGGGCAACUACCUAAACAAGAUACCGAAAAGCGAAUUCAGGAGCGCAAUGGAUUCAUUGCCCGAAAGGGUUCCCGAUCUUAUUAUUCCACCAGAUAUCUUAGAGUAUCUGAUACAAAGCUCUAAACUUUGUUCGCCGACAAGAUACAAGUAUGUGUACAGAAAUCCGUGUAAAGUGGUUUUAGACAAUGAACUGGUCUGGCCGCUUCCUGUGCGUCUCUUUCCCUACACCAUAUAGAAGUUGCAAACUCGUUCAUCAGUUUACGAUUUCAUUUUUAGAAAAUAAGGGCAGUCGACGUGUAAGCAUAGUGAAAAAAUAGUUACGAAUAUGAU